AUGAGCUUCGGCAACAGUGGAUUUGGAGCAAGCAACAAUGAAUUCGGUAGCAACACAUUCGGAUCCAAGGCGGUAACCCCUGGAGCCUUCGGCAAGCCAGCUACAGGUAGUGCCUUCGGAGCUCCUAGUACUUUCGGGGCCAGCAACAGUAACAGUGGAACCUUUGGGGCCCCAUCAGGUGGAGCAUUCGGCUCAAAGAGCAGUUUUGGCAGUGGAGACAACCCAUUCAAAGCUGCUGGAAACCCUUUCGCAGGUACCAGUCCGUUUGGAGCCAACAAUGCCGAUACCAAUAACAGCGGUGGAGCCUUCGGUAGUAAUAACACAAGUGGCGGUUUUGCUAGCAACAACACAAGUGGAGGCUUUGGUAACAACAAAACAAGCGGAGGCUUUGGUAACAACAACACAAGUGGAGGCUUUGGUAACAACAACACAAGUGGAGGCUUUGGUAACAACACAAGCGGAGGUUUUGGUAACAACACAAGCGGAGGUUUUGGUAACAACAACACAAGUGGAGGCUUUGGUAACAACACAAGCGGAGGAUUCGGCCAAAACAACUCUGCAGGUGGAUUUGGCAAUAACAAUACUGGUACCAGUGCUUUCGGAUCAAAUACUUUUGGAAGCAAGCCGGCGAACAGUGCGUUUGGAAGUAGUGCGUUUGGAUCGAACAACAAGACCAGCAGUGCGCUUGGUAGCUCCAAGAGCGACACUCCGAAUCCUUUCGCCAGCAGUAACACUGGUGGUUUUGGUAGCAGCAGCAAUACCAACAAUGCUGCUCCCAGUGCCUUUGGAACCACAAACACCUCUGGAGGUUUCGGUAGCAACACCAAUGGAACUACGAGUGCCUUUGGAGCCACCGCUGCGGGUUCUUCGACUUUUGGCCAGACCAAUUCUGCAUUCAACACAUCGCAUAACUCGCCAUUCGGCCAGAACAAUACAGGUACCUCGCCAUUUGGUAGCAGCGCAACUACAGGGAACUCUCCUUCCGGUAGCAGUGCUCUUAAUAAAGAGAACUCCCCAUUUGGUAGUACUCCUGCUUCUGGUAUUAAAACUUCGACCUUUGGAAACACCACCGCGCCUACUUCUGCAUUCAGUAGCUCGGCGUUUGGAUCAGGCGACAUGUCUUCUCUCGGGGACGCUCUGACUGUAGCCAAGAAGGAGCCCACGAGCGCGUUUGGUACAUCUGCCUUUGGCGCACCUCAAGGUGGCGGUGCAUUUGGAGCGACUACUACCUCUUCGUUUGGGCAGCCUCAGAAUGCGGCAGCCAAUCUGGCAUCUGUAGAGGUCGAGGGUGUUCCUGCCAACUUUGUCGAAGUGUUCAAGAUGGACUACUUUACACCCGGAAAGAUCCCGGACGUUGCUCCUCCUCCUCAGUUGUGCCAGUAA
Messenger RNA from Yarrowia lipolytica CLIB122, 1383 nucleotides. RefSeq lists its product as uncharacterized. The record is from RefSeq and is a predicted model, not a curated record. NCBI's taxonomy places the organism in Eukaryota, Fungi, Ascomycota, Dipodascomycetes, Dipodascales.